AUGGGAGAAGGAAAGUUUCUAGGAGGCGUCUUUGACGACGUCGACAUUGAUGAAAUAGCAGAGUUCCGGGAACAAGACUAUGAAGAACGAAUGGCCGAGUACAAUGCAAGCCAAAACAAGAAUGCUUCAAAAUCGCAACGUGAAAGGGAUCUUGCCAGGGUUCUAGUUCCGCUGUUGGCAAUGCAGUGUUAUCAUUUGCCUGGAAACAAUUGGAGACAAGAUCUGGCGCAGUACAUUGCGAACAACCACCCAGUCUUUGGUAUCUUUCUGCACCAUAAUUUGCAUCCAAUUGGAUCAAAAACGAGGAUUUUUGCUUUGGUAGGCACCUUGGUGUUUGGCCUAGCACUGACAAGCUUCUUUGAAUUGCUCUACAUCAAGUAUCCGUCAUACCAAAAGACAUUGCUCGCCUUUGGAAGUUCCGAACAGGGAUGGGAAUUGACGUCGGGCAUGCUAUCACUGUGGACGGUUGGAGGAGGAAUCCACACCGCCUACAACUUGUUCGUCUGGCACAUUGCAGCAUGCUCUUGCAUGCGAGAGGGAGGGUGCAUGGAGUCUGCACCAUCAUUUUGCCGCUGUCCUAGCUUUGGAAAGACCUUUGUUCGGAUCUUUGUCAUUUUGAUCAUUGCGUUGUCAAUCUUUGUGGUCUGUCUAAAGGUGGCGAUUGCGAAUGAUGGCUCGGCGGAGGCAGACGCGGUCGCCGACUUGGAUAAUUACCAAAGUGCUGAUGACUUUGGAUUCGUCGUGGCGUAUUUCGUUGGAAUGGGAUUGUCAUUCUUUGUCUGGUACUUUUUGGGUCUCUUUGUCCUCUUUUCGGGUGUGCUUGGGUGCUACAAGCUGCCCGUUCUGGGUGGCCGGCCCAGAGAGGUGGCGAUUGAAGAAAAACUGAUUGCCAACACUAGUAACGCUAGCACCAAGAGCAGUAACCCCUUUGAUGACCUUGAGUCGCCCAAAAAGAACAGCAGUCGACGCAGUGACAAAAACAAUUCUUUCGUUGGAGGAAGUGGCCGACGAGACGACAACAAGAAGAGUAGCAGUCGACGCAGUGACAAGAGCAAUUCCUUUGUUGGGGGAAGUGACCGAGACGGGAUGAAGCACCAGCACAGUAGCCUCAAGAAAGGCAAGAAGAAGAGCAAAAGAGAUAUUGAGACUGGGCUUGCAAACGAUUUGGAACAGCCCAGUAGCAAGAAGAAGCUAUCAAAGGAGAAAAGCAAACGUAAAGAGAAUGGUGGGCAAUCGCCCAGCAAUACCAGAGAAUUGGUCAAGAAACCUAGUAGCCGCAAAAAGAAGCAGGCUGAAGGCAAAAUGAAUAGCAGCAAGCUUGUUUUCCAGCCAUUGUAA
Molecule: messenger RNA, 1338 nt
Organism: Cylindrotheca closterium
Lineage: Eukaryota; Bacillariophyta; Bacillariophyceae; Bacillariales; Bacillariaceae
Source: the annotation of a GenBank genome assembly